This is a messenger RNA of Ectocarpus sp. CCAP 1310/34, 2039 nucleotides long. The record is from the annotation of a GenBank genome assembly. NCBI's taxonomy places the organism in Eukaryota, Phaeophyceae, Ectocarpales, Ectocarpaceae.
AUGCGGGAUCAUUUCCGUACCGUCAAGAAGAACAUCGACGCCAACAUCAUCCAUCACAGCGGCGGCGUGGCGGCACCUAGGGGAGGCAGUGGAAAGUUCCCCUACAGCAGCCCCCUCAUUCUCCCGAAGUGUGCUACGAUGCAGAACACCUCAGGAUUGCCGAAACUUUCUCCGUUCCUUCUGAAACCACUGCUUGUUCGCGUGGAUACCCAAGUAUUUGUUCCCGGAGCUAGCGCUGGAGGGAAUUCCGUGUCCAAGGUGCGGGAAAAGGGGUUCGCCAGAUGGAUGGAAUCCCAAGGGGCCACGACGGGUGUUCAUGGAGGAAGACGUGGGGUUCAUCAUAGGAUUCCGGUACAAGUGCGAACGGUGUGUUGAAUACAACGGGACCGUGGAGGAGUCGGAGCAGCGCCCUACCAGUUUCAACGCGUGGGAUGUCGGAUGCCUGGAUCGCCUUCCUGACUACGUGUCGAAGGAAUUUCCUUUCAUUCUCACUCAUCGGUCGGGUAUCGACAUUCGUCUUGUCGACCGGCUCACAGACGACCUGGUCCAUGGGAAGGGCUUCUCCGCCGCUGCCAAGUACAUCCGCCAGGCACACACGACGAAGUUUAUGGUGUAUCAACUGAAGUACGUGUCACUGGCUGACGCCCGGCGAUCGAGCCGGGUGAGCUUGUUCGGAGCGGCCCCAGUACCAGAGAAGUUUGGGAGUUUCGAUGACACCGAGAAGUACUGCGGUGCGGUGCCCUCGGACCACUACCUGCGGGACGUGUGGCGCACGUACUUCUCAGAACUUCCUGUGCUGGAGGUGGAAGGCGUGAAGUGGACGCGGGAGGACUAUUUGCCCCGCGUGCACCAGCGCUGCGACGGAACCGUACUCGCUGGAGAUGCUUCGUUCAAGUUUGCGAAGAUCAUUCGGCUAGGGGCAACAGCGCACGGAGAGCGCACCCGCCCCGUGCACGGCAUUUUCACAGUCUUCAACGAAUACGAGCAGGUCCAGUAGCAUGCGCCUCUCGCUGUCCGUAGAUAUGUUUCGUUCGUACUUUGAGCUUGUUUCCUCUGGUGUUUUCGUCGUACGGGGUGUUUGCGUGUUAGUCCUUAGGCCUUGUGCCGUGUUGCCGUGUGGUGUGUGCGAAAUUGGUUCCACCUGGGUUCUCUCAUGGAGCUUGAGCCGUGGUCCGAUUUUCCACUCGCUGUGUUUCCUUCUUGCAUGCCUCUUGCCAGGUUUCGGUGCGCACAGAGCGAACUGAAAUACAUUUAAGCACGGAAGAAAAGGGUGUUCCCGCCCUGCCUUUGCAAUGUCUGCCGUGGCUCAUACACUGAAAGCUGAAUUUUACUUGUAUAUACGUAAAACGGGCAUGGGGUUCCUGGUGUUCUUGUUAUAUAAAACCGCCCAGCAAUAUGAUGCAGGGAGGAGCCGAUUAUUCUGUGGUAGUAGCUUGCACCUGAAGCGUGCGACACAGCAGUAGCGGUUACGCGUCAUGGUUUCGGCGAGUCAUAUGUAUUAUGAUGUUGAUACCGUUUUUUUUCUCUGUAUCUUUGGUUCGAAGCACGACACGACAAGUGGGCGAGAGUUUAUGACAAAUAGUUUCAAGAAGACGUCACGUUGUGAUGGCGAGCACGAAGAAUACUCUUUUCCUGUAGAAAAUAACACAUGUUGUUGUUCUGAAGCUGCACACGCGAGACAGAGAAAAGCUGCCAUGUUUCGCGCAGACUGCAAUUUUGCAGGCGUGUACAGCAACAAACUACAGUUUCCUUCGCGUAAACGGUGGUUUACUCGCUAAUUUACCGCCAAUAGGUGGUGAUGGCCCUCCCAUCGUGAAGAAAAAUCGGGAAAAAAAAGGAAGGUGCAAACAAAGUUUGGCGCUGAUGGGGAUUGAACCCGCAACCUCGGGCACUGAAUAAUCACACAUGGAUUCCUUCUCUCAAACUUUAAGACAAUGAAAGGACGCGUCAUUCGAAUACGCCUCUUCGUAUUUUUUUCGCGCUUCGCGCGAAAUAAAUAUAACUCGUUCCCGGGUUGCCCUACCCAUGGUCGCUGAGCC